Portunus trituberculatus (swimming crab) is the source of this 6293-nucleotide messenger RNA. Its product is annotated as mucin-17-like. The record is from RefSeq and is a predicted model, not a curated record. The transcript is spliced from 8 exons. NCBI's taxonomy places the organism in Eukaryota, Metazoa, Arthropoda, Malacostraca, Decapoda, Portunidae. The coding region runs from base 167 to 4906 and encodes 1579 amino acids.
UCAUUACGGGCGGUGCGAGCAGGCAGGACUCACGUGCGCCACUCCUCCCCGUGAGUGACUGACAGUAGCGCGCUCCGGUGCACAACCCGGCUGCCUGUGUAUCACUCCAUUAAAUCUUGGUGCUGCUUGAGAAAGGGUAGAAGAACAGUCCGCCACACAGCCGGGCAUGGCGUGGGCAGUUUUGUGGGUGUGUGUGUUGGCCUCCCUCACGCACGGCUUGCCCCUCGAUAGCAGCCCUUCCCCGCGAGCUUUUGUGGGAUUCUCCUUCUGGCCACCGGAGCCCGAGGUGGAGCCCGUGGAGUGUGCUGCCGCCAACACCCUCCUGCCGCGGGGCACCUGCUUCAGGAGCGACGACUGCAUCAAGCUCGGGGGCGUGGCGUCUGGCAAAUGUGCAUCCGGCGGGGUGUGCUGCGUGGUGCCGGUGCUGUGUGGCGGCGUGGCACGGCACAACAACACAUGGUUCGUCAACAAGGACUUCCCCAAGGCCACCACCGACCCCGCCUCUUGCACCAUCACCAUCAGGAGAGCCAACGCGAAGGUGGUGCAGGCGAGGCUGGAGCUCGAGGUGCUGGAUCUAGGAACGCCUCGCCGUGGUCGGUGCCGAGAGGACUCCUUCCUAGCCACGCGUGCCAGCGUCUCCCAGCCCAUCACGCCCACCCUCUGUGGAAAUAACUCUCGACAACACAUGUACGUGGACUUACUGCCUGGGGAAGUGGAGGUACAAGUGAAGCUGGACAACUCACACCUGCUCCCGCGCCAGGGCCUCCCUCAACGACAGUGGAAGGUGCUCAUCACGCAGCACCCGCAGGAGGAGGCAGCGCCUCACGGGUGUCUGCAGUACUAUCGCCAGGACUCCUCCACGGUUCACUCUCUCAACUAUGACUCCGGACUCAACUUUGCUGAUCAUCUCAACUACGACGUAUGUUUCACCAGGCUGUCCAGAUCCCAGAAGAGCGAGGAAUCCUGCAAGCGUCAGUUCAGCAACGUGAACAUGGAGCAGAACAGUCUGAACCGCAUGGUGCGAGACAGCCACCACAGCCACUACAGCCAAGCCGCCAGUGGGAAGAGACACAAACCCAAUAGGCACGGCAGCGGCACAACCACCAGUAAGAGGAGGACCGGCAGGAGCGUGGAUCAGCCCCAGGAAGCACGCAGCGGCAGGAGGUCAGAUAAGAGUGUGGAUCAACCUGAAACACGCGGCGACAAGAAGGAGAGCGAUUCCAAGCAGUACUCUGAGGAGGACCGGGUCAACUUCGGCGUGAUGGACGUCCUUGGGCUGGUGAAUAGGACCGUGGAGGAGGUGCGCGUGUCUGGAGGUGCUGUAGCCGAGGAGGAAGACCAAAACAUCAUCCCUUUGAUCGUUUGGUCCCAAGACAACCAAGAUGAUCCUGCCUCAACAAACACCAGUACAUUGAAGAACAUUACCAGUGUGCCUCUCAUGGCCCCAGUGAUCUCCAGUGCAGAGAGUCCCAGCCCAGCAAGCCCGGUCCCAACGCACGCCGUGGAGGAGCAGCCCGCUGUGGAGGAACGCCCGAUACCCCUGGUUCCGAUCCUGGCGUCCCAGACCAACGAGGCUGUCAUCACGCAGAUACAGCACGUGGUCCACCAAAUACAGCAGGAGAAGGAGCAGCAGUUGAGUAAGGAGGAGGAAAAGAGAAUAGAUGAGGAAGACAAUGAAGAGACAGGUAUAAUUCUCACCACCGCCAUUCAAGACCAGACGGAAACAGCAGUGACUGAGCUCUUCACCCAAACAAGCGGCGCUGCUGACUGGAACGAUCUUCUCGUGGUGGGUUCGGACAUACCAGUAACUGAAGCUGACACGCCAUUGCCUAAAUCCACGCCGAAUACAGGACCGAUCUCUGAAUCCCCACGCCCCGAGUACCCUCAAAGUCCGGUGCUUCAGGAUAGCGUGGAGGUCACAUCUGGCUACAUAUCGGUCCAGGAGAAUGCCGAAUCUGAUGUCACGACCUCCCAUCCGAAGUUCACCAUGGAAACUGUCCCGCCUCAGCCACCCAACACUUCCCAGACGCUCCCAGAUGACGGAAUCUUUAGUAUCCACGCCGCUACUCUCAACACCCGCACCGCAACGCCGGACAGUACUCCAAACGUCACGACUCCCUCUAUUCCGCUGACUACAACCUCAAGCAACCAGACAUUCUAUACCCAGACCAUACCACUCGACGCCACCACCACGCCGCUCACCACGGAAACCUUACCCGCUGAGGACACAACUACACAUGUUCCUGUCACGCUCCCCUACGUCUCACUCCCAAACACCCAAACCACGACCAAAGAUGCCUCUAUUUCACCUCCACAGACUACACCUGCUGACACCCGAAUAGCUUCUUCCGACGUCCCCACCACGUCGCCUGUUACCAGUUCAGACCUCUUGGCACCCUCUGUUCUAACCUCCACGGAGCUGUGGGCGUUGAAGGAGACACACUCUCCUGUCAACUUGACUACCCUGGAGGGCAGCACAGAGGACGUGGAUGAGAUGCUGGAGAAACUGAAAGAUCAGUUCCUGACAGAGUACUUACUGAACGGCAACCAGCCCUCUGAGGACCCGAGUGACUUGUACUUAGGGACGCUGGGCGGGACCAAGUCUGAGGAAGACACCAGUUGGGUCACCGCGGGGAUGGUGGUGAGUGGAGCUGCUACACUUCCCUCUUCCUCCCAGGCCCAAGAUCUGAUGGGUGUCUCGGGACAUCCUAUAGAGACCACAGUUAUGCCUAAGGCCACAACCUUGGAGGAGGAAGCAAUGAAUAUCUUAGGGACUGAGAACUUCAAUGAUUUAUCGAUAAUGCAUGACACCACAACAGACGCCAGCCUUGCAGCAGAGACUGAGCCUGUGACGGUGGAGGACUCUGAUGAGUCUACGGAGUCUGGUCCUACAGCUAACUUGGUGUCUGUCACUGAGCCUGUCACUGGAUUCGCUUUCACGACACCAGAUUACUUCACCGACACCUCCACAGCUAGCGCUACCACUGCCGCCACCACUACCGCCAUCAUCACUACCACCACUACCACCACCCCUCUCGCUGGCAGCGGGGAUGGCAGCCAGGACGUGCACCUUACCGUGAAGAUAGAGGAGCCACCAGAAGACACCCACAGUGAUCCAGACUUCCCCUUGCAAGAUGACGGCAACAAACAAGCAACAAUAAACCUCGUUAUCAACACCGUCGCCUCCUCAUCCUCCGCCACCACCAUCCAUCUGGCACCCUCCACCGCCACCACUGCUGCACCUGCCAUACCGACCCUACCCAUCACCACUUCCACACUCACCACCACCUCCACUCUUAUCACAAUCAUUCCCACCACCAUUCACAACAUUAUAUCUGCAUUCCCUCCCACCACCACCACCACCACUACCAUCUCGUCAUCCCUUCUAACCACCUCCACACACACUCCUGUCACCACUGCCACCAUUGGUUUCGAUGUCACCUCAGUCACCACCACUGCUCCCACAACUACUGUCACAACCCUUCACGCUGCCCUGCCAUUCACUACUAUAUCUGUAACCCCAACCACCACCACGACUAUCACCCUUGGCCUCUCCACCGCCCACUUGCCAGGGACUGGAGAUUCCAUGCAGGUGGAGCUGACUGUCACUGACCCAGAAUCGGUACAAGUGGUGGGGGAUCUGGUGAUGGCCGACCAUGGUGCUCCUCAGAGCCCGGCAGAGAUUCACCAGGUAACACCACCCCCCGCCCUGGCUGACGACAUUCCCUGGCUCGUCCUGGACGGCAGCGAGGCGUCCGUCUCCUUGCCUCCAGAAAUUGUAGUGUCCUCAGAUAUCGGUUUUCCAGGUGACAUUUACGAGCCGAGUGUUGUGAGUCACGAGACAGCUGUGACGGUGGCACAACACAAUGCGGCGCCCGCAACGAGUGAAGAGGUCACUACAGAGAGCCUCGGAGGGGCUGUGCAGGGCUUGACAGAAGAGGAAGGUUCUGAUGCAUUAGGAGAAGAACCUUUAAGUGAAUUUCAGAUCGUCAAUAAUGAAAGUAAUGGGUUGACAGAUGAAGAAAAUUCGGUCACCACUUCUACAGAACAGGACAAUUUCGCAGCCUCCGAUAUUGUAGAACCAUCAAGCUCAGGGGAUGUCACUGUAACAGAGGCAGUUCUACAAGGGACAACCACUUCUCAAAAUCUAAUGGGAGUCACAAGUUCUCCUACAGCUGACGUUGCGCCAGGAGGCACGAUCACUAUGCCACCAGGGGAGGCGUCUCCAGGGAGCCUAACAACACCAGCAGGUGGGCAGGAACCCUCCCCCACCACCACCACCACCACAUAUGCCCCUUCCAUUACCACCACCACCAGCUCUUCCUCCGCCACAACUCAUAAACCUUCCACCACUAUCACCACCACCUUGCCAGCCAUGACCGUCACCAAGGCCACCCUCGGCGCGCAGAUAAACAUACACGUGCACGACGCUCACAGUGACGUGGAGGACACAGACUCGAGUGAGAACACUAUCGAGGCGACCAUUGAUCUCAUUGCUAACAGUGACGACUACACGCUGCCACAGGACCUACACGCUGAGGAGGAGGAGGAGGAGGAGGAGGAGGAAGAGGACUUCUAUGAAGCAUUCAGUGAAAUCGAAGAAGAGAGUGAGCCAGUGAGCGAGGAGCCAGUGUGCGGUGGCGCCUACGUGAUGGUGCGUCAGCGCUUGGUGUGUGGGGCACAGCUGCGUCACAGCCUGCAGGACCACAUCUCCUCCCCUGAUGAGCGCUUCGAGGACGUUGAGAGGUUCUCGGUGCGCACACUGAACACCGCAACACGCAGCCUGCGCUUCUCAUUGGACUAUGAGACCAUGUGCCCGCGUGCUGCGCUCCCUCCCCCCACCCCUCCCGCCCCCACUAAGAAGAGGGUGACUCUCCUGCAGUAUAUCCUGGGCUGGUACCGCUAGUUCGAUGACGCCGCCAGACGACUGGUCUCUGUGGAUCCGCCGCAUGCUGAGCGACGGAGAACAGUUUGCUGACUCCACCUCCAUCGCUGCUGUUUCAUCCUCUACCAUCCAGCGGCUGCUGUCCACUGUUGUUAUUGCUUCUGUUGUUAGUAGUGACAAAGUCUGCCGGAUGUUGCAACUUGAUGCAGCGGCACGAUCCUGUUUGAAGAGUGGCUGUUUGACGAUGCUGUAGCAAAGGAACACAGGUAGCGGUGGUGGCGGUGCAAGUCGCAAGAGUCACGGUCUCACGGACACUGGGGUGGCAUAUCCUGAGGAAGGCGAUGAAGCGGAGGUCAUGCACAUACAUGGAUUGUUGUUGUUGUUGUUGCUGUUGUGGACGGGGAAACAGAAGUCAUCUGGCGCCAGCAGUCACGAGAUGUACAGUACGUGGUAACGAAGGGACGGCGAACAACUCAGGCACCACAUUAUUAUUAUUAUUAUUAUUAUUAUUAUUAUUAUUAUUAUUUAUUACUAUUAUUUACAUCAUUAUCAUUAUCAUCAUCACCAUUAUCAGCAGCAUUAUCAUCAGCAUCAGCAUCAUCGUUUGUUGUUAUCACUGUUGCCACUCAUCAUAAAUAUCAUCAUCACCAUCAGUGAAUCGCUCAAAUAGUGUUGCGGGUGUGUGCUGGCGCCAUGCAACAUUCUGUACUGUAAAAACCGAUACUUGUAAGAGAACACAAGUGUGUGUGUGUGUGUGUGUGUGUGUGUGUGUGUGUGUGUGUGUGUGUGUGUGUGUGUGUGUGUGUGUGUGUGUGUGUGUGUGUGUGUGUGUGUGUGUGUGUGUGUGUGUGUGGUGUAGCCCUUCUGCCCUCUGUGCUAGAAGUGCUUAAGACCCUAAACUAAUAUCACAACAGAUGUUGUUGUUUAUCAUUUCUUUGCAUUCCUUUGUGUUCUCAUUUAUGUCUGGUAAGGAAUGAACACGCUGCGCUAACUGUUCAUUCAAGAACACUAUAUAGGUAGGUAUCAACUGUGUUGCUUUCAUUCAUGAUCUUGUAAGGAUUCGUUCAUAUGUUAGAUGUUUAUGUAGAUUAAGAAUGGGCAUUUAGCAAACCCAGUUUAUUGCUUAUUUACAUACUUAUUUAUUUAUUCACCGAUUCAUUUACUUUGAAUGAGUAACUACCACUCGCUGGCGUAAGCUCAAUCUGUAAAACUGUGUGUCACAAUAACCGCGUCUUGUAGUGCAACUGUUGCCACGCUGUGUAUGAAAAGCUGAGUGUAGGAAUGUUGUAUUUUUUAAGAUUCAUUUUCAUUUUAUUUAUUUAUUUUUUUUUUACGUUCGCGAUCAUUAAGCACAUAAUAGUACUUGAAUUCACUGAUAGAUACUGAAAUAUACUGAAUGUAAAUUGAG